GUUUUAUCUGCUCCCAGAUGCAGCACCAAGUAUCUGGAAAGUUGGAUAUGGUGGUGACUGUGUCUCUGGAUGACAACCUGGUAGGACCCUAAAGGAGAGGUGGAGAGGGCUCAGAAACCCCCUUCUGCUAUUGCUACUGCCAGGACCUGGCCAUCUCAGGCCCUCCCCUCCCGCUGCCAUGAACCCUACCACCUUCUCGUUCCCUGUGCUUGUGGCCACUGUCCUGUGGAGAGUGGUCCCCAGCCGGGGACUCAUUCGAGCAAUCUCUGGGGACAGACUUAUCAUGGACUUUGUGGACCUCCCAGCUCUCUUUGGGGCUACCUUGAAUGAGAAUGGGCUUCAGGGGUUCCUCGUGGAGGCUCAUCCGGCCAAUGCCUGCAGCCCCAUUGCCCCUCCACCCAAAACCCGCAUCAACGGGUCCACCUUCAUUGCCCUGCUUCGCAGGUUUGACUGCAACUUCGACCUCAAGGUCCUCAAUGCACAGAAGGCCGGCUAUGGAGCAGCUGUAGUCCACAACGUGAACUCGAAUGAACUUCUGAGCAUGGUGUGGAACAGUGAGGAGAUCCAGCAGCAGAUCUCCAUCCCGUCUGUGUUUAUUGGGGAGAAGAGCUCCAAGUACCUACGUGCCUUCUUCCUCUACGAGAAGGGAGCUGAGGUGCUUCUAGUUCCAGACGAAAGCUUCCCCUUGGGCUAUUACCUCAUCCCUUUCACGGGGAUCGUAGUCCUGAUGGUUUUGGCCUUUGGAGUCUUCACGAUGGUCGUUAAUUGCAUCCAGCAUCGGAACCAGGUCCGGAGGCAUCGCCUAACAAAAGAACAGUUGGAGCAGAUCCCAAUACACAAUUAUCGGAAGGGAGACCAGUAUGAAAUCUGUGCCAUCUGCCUGGAGGAGUAUGAGGAAGGGGACAAGCUGAGGGUCCUUCCCUGCACUCAUGCCUAUCACAGCCGCUGUGUGGACCCCUGGCUCAUUCAGACCAGGAAGACCUGUCCCAUCUGCAAGCAGCCUGUCCUUCGGGGACACAGGGAUGAGGAGGAGGAGGAGGAAGUAGAGGAAGAGGAGGAAGGACCCGAGGAGCAAGAGAGUGAUGAACAACGACGGCGGCCAAGAAUCCACUCAGCUUCAGAAAGGACCCCACUUCUGCAUUCUGGCACCGCACUCCCCACAUCUUUCGGAUCCCUAGCUCCAGCCCCACCUGUGUUUUCUGCACCUUCAACAGAGGAUCCACCUUCUCCUCCUCCUCCUUCUUGGCCGAAUACUCUCAUUCCCUCUGUCUCACCCUCUCCCCAUGUCUAAUGACUUAUUUGCUCAGUCUUCCUCCCACCUUCUAUUUUGAGAGAUGUGAUAUAUUCACCUCACUUUCUCUUUUACCAUUCUUUUUGAGGAAGUUGAAGAAUUCAAGGGGUCCCAGUCUUCACUCAUCCUAACGUAUUUUUUUUUUGUGUGUGUGUGUGGUAAACACAAAAAUUUCAUGUGACAGCCAUAGGUAAAAGUUGUCUGAGGUAUUUCAAAAGAGCAGUCCCUCUAUCUUUAAUUUGUAUCAAAGUGACAACAGAAAUCACUAGGAAUAUUAUUUCAAGUCACUCAUUGAGUGUCUUCAGUUUCAUUCAGGAUAUUCACAUUUUACAUUUGGUUUCAUGAUACAGUUUGUUUUUUUUUUAAAUCUGUAAAAAUCUCUGCGUUUAACUGAUUUAUUUUAUCAGGGUGAAUACGAAUCAGUAAGUUCCACUUAUCUAAAUGUUUAAUUGUCAUUAGUUGAUGCUUACAAACUGCAAAACUUUUACAUUGUUGACAAGGUUAUGGCGAACACUAGUUUGGCUGUAGGUCACUUGUCUUCUUUUUCUGUGUUAAACGACUGUGUACACAAAACCAGUUUAAUUGCUGUGUAGUCAUUUCACUUUUGAUAUGGCUAAUUGGGUCAACUUUUAAGAGCAUGCCUUAUUAGCUUUGUCUUUUCAUCUCUUAGAAU
Molecule: messenger RNA, 1964 nt
Organism: Erinaceus europaeus (western European hedgehog)
Lineage: Eukaryota; Metazoa; Chordata; Mammalia; Eulipotyphla; Erinaceidae
Product: E3 ubiquitin-protein ligase RNF167-like
Exons: 1
Coding region: 179-1291 (370 amino acids)
Biological process (GO): protein ubiquitination; ubiquitin-dependent protein catabolic process; positive regulation of DNA-templated transcription
Cellular component (GO): nucleoplasm; cytoplasm
Molecular function (GO): ubiquitin protein ligase activity
Source: RefSeq, a predicted model, not a curated record